AUGAGGAAGCAAUAUGCGUUGGCAUUCCUAGCGAUUACCUUGACUUCACGACUAAACUGUGGUACUAAAAUCGUGGUGAUGUCAACCUGGGAACGUCGAGACGAUUUGAUUGUUGUAUCCAUAUGGCUUGUAAUGUUAAGUUACGCAUUAAUAUCGAAUGUACUAAUUCUUGUCGGGAUCGCACGUAGUUCCACUAUGCGAACGGCUACGAGCUACUGGUUUAUAAUUUCUCUUGCUAUAUGCGAUAUUGUCAUGAUAAUUAUAUCGUUGGUACAUUUAGUACCAGCAACAGCAUUUCAUGAUGCAUAUGUAGAAUUUUAUUCGCUCAGAAAUAUUCUUAUGAUAUUCUUCUAUGACCUUUUUUGGUAUACGGGAGUUGUGCAACUUGGUUUAAUGGCAGGAAAUCGAUUUGUUUCCAUUGUAUAUCCUAUGGAAUAUAAGAACAUGUUUUCACGAAAGCGAUCACUUUAUUUGAUCCUUUUCGGAUAUUUUCUUGGAUUUCUCGUCUCACUUCCAACACUUUUCCCAUGUUGCCAUACUCUAUGGAAUUCCGACUAUUAUAUUACGGUAUAUCAACCGAUGGAUACAUGGUAUAAAUACGUUGAUAUGGGCGUGAACAGCAUCUCGCUUUUUAUGAUGAUCAUGUCCUAUGCGGUUAUAAUCUAUAAGGUUCGAGAAAGUGGCCGAGCAAUGGCUAAAUAUCAACUGACAAUACGAACACGACAACAACAUGCUCUUAUGUCGGGAAUUUCGUUAUCUUGUCAGAUGAAUGGAUGCACGAGAAUGUCAUCGGUUCGACCACCUCGUAGUCAAGUCAGCAAGAAAGAAAUGCGAUUGUUUAUACAGUUUUUUGUGGUAUCCUUGGUUUUCUUGCUGACGUGGACUACGUGGCAAUGGCUUCCGCACAUGUCCGGUUCAAAAUGGGCCUACUUUGUGAUGACAUCAUUGUUCUUCAUUAACAAUUCAGUAAAUCCUACUGUAUAUUUACUUUUUAACACGCAACUACGUCGUGAACUUCAUUAUCUGCUAUGUCGACAUCAUGCCAUCUCAUCCGUACAGAAUAAACAUCGUAGGACAUUAUUUGGAAAACAUGGAGGAAAUCCAGCCGACAUCAAAACAAAGACGACAACUGCUGGUGAGGAAGCAACACGUUCACUCGAUCCUGCUCAUUCACUAUCAUCUCAUACUACAUCAGAAGAUCAUGUGAAAUCACAUCUAUUAAUUCAAAAUGGAGAAUUUAUCGACAAGAGAACAAUCAGUGCUGUUUAG
Messenger RNA from Necator americanus (New World hookworm), 1269 nucleotides. RefSeq lists its product as uncharacterized. NCBI's taxonomy places the organism in Eukaryota, Metazoa, Nematoda, Chromadorea, Rhabditida, Ancylostomatidae. Gene Ontology annotation, cellular component: membrane. The transcript has 11 exons. Gene Ontology annotation, molecular function: G protein-coupled receptor activity. The record is from RefSeq and is a predicted model, not a curated record. The coding region runs from base 1 to 1269 and encodes 422 amino acids. Gene Ontology annotation, biological process: G protein-coupled receptor signaling pathway.